CUGCGAAUGGUUCACUGGUUUUCCUCCUCACCAAUUAAUUGAUUGACCACCACCCAACUGGCUCAGCCUUAAUUACACCAUUUCCUCGAAUCCCUUCUUUUUUUCGUUUUCGCCUCAUUUGCCCUUCUGGAACGACGCUGCGCAUUGUUUUCUUUGGCGUGUCUUCUACCGAGCGAGCGAUCAUUUUGACGAGCCUUGAACCUCGGGAGAGAGCUUGGUGUUGGGUUGAGAGGGACGCAAACACAUACGAACAUACACACCAUACGAAGGGAAAUAUGUGGUUCUCCUCGACGCUGUCGGCUGCCCUGGGGCUGGCAGCUCUGGCAAAGGGAGGUCCGCAUGAUCAGACUACCACGAAUGCGGAUGGAAUAAGAAGCAUACCUGUAGGACCCUUUUUUCUGCGCCGUGAAGGCAUAUGCUAACACAACUACUGCUAGCUGCGGACACAUACUUUGGAUUCGGUUCGUACUCGUCCGCUCGCGCUGGUUUGGGACUAUGAAAGCUAAUUUUGGGGAUCUCGAAUAGCCUUAUUUAGAUUCUGAUAUGCAGAGUCGGUGGUUUGAUUUUGGGGGGAACACAAUUAUUCGCGCGGAUCAGUAUGUUGGAUUCUCUCAACGGUAGAUGACAUGGGUGCUGAUUUUCGGUUUGCAGAUAUAUCAGACUUAGUUCUGAUCGACCUUCACAGGCAGGAUGGAUAUUCUCGCGCGUGCCACUUACGGCUACAAAUUGGGAGGUAUGUUUUCAGUUUCUCUCAGACGUUGUUGGAGUUUGGAGAAAGGCAAAAUCUGAUUUAUUUGUCGCAGAUUGAAAUCGAAUUCAAAAUCCACGGGACCAACAGUCUCCACGGCGACGGCUUCGCAAUGUGGCUCACCAAACAACGUGGAAUACAAGGCGACGUCUUCGGCUCCGUAGACAAAUUUGAAGGUCUAGGAAUCUUUUUUGAUACAUACAAGAACAACCGACCUGGAACCGUCUUCCCAUAUGUGAUGGCCAUGGUAGGAGAUGGAAUCAAGGUCUAUGACAAGGCCAACGACGGAAAGGACAAUGAGUUCAUGGGCUGCUCCGCACGUGGAAUUAGAAAUGCGAAUAUCCCCACCAAAGCAAAACUCACCUACUUCCAAGACAAGAGCUUGAAAUUGGAGAUCCAGUAUAAGACGGAGGACCAAUGGGAACUAUGUUUCGCAACCGACGAGCCGCCCAUGAUCCCCUCAGUCUCCUACCUUGGAUUCAGCGCCGAGACAGGAGAGCUGAGUGAUAACCACGACAUCAUUUCCGUGCACACCAAGAAUCUUUAUGAUACGAAAUCGAGGGAGGCGAAUACCCCCGAGGGACCAGGCAAGAUGGGACCCAAUAAGGGACGCGACAAGAAGGACGGCUGGAAGAAGAAUAAGCAGGAAUCUAGUGGAAACUGGAGCUGGUUUCUCUUCAAGAUUAUCAUGUUUAUUUUUGUGGUUGGCGGGGCUUAUGUUGGGUUCACGGCGUAUAGAACUCAGCAGCGAAGGAGUCAUCGGUUUUAAGAUGGCGGUUGGGAGGAAAUGAUGUUGGAGGGUGAGAGGAAUGGGUAAAUAGUGA
This is a messenger RNA of Hymenoscyphus albidus, 1572 nucleotides long. NCBI's taxonomy places the organism in Eukaryota, Fungi, Ascomycota, Leotiomycetes, Helotiales, Helotiaceae. The record is from the annotation of a GenBank genome assembly.